AGUAAUUAUUAUGUUUCUAGCAUGUUAUACAUUUGGCAACAGUUCUUCUAAUCCUAAUUGAUGGAGUGUGUAGCAUUUAAUUUCUUAAACAACCAUGCAGAAACACACAUCAUGGCCAUACUGCAGGAUGACAAUGUAAAUAUUCAUCAGGCUCAAAUUGUAAGUGUAGCUGAAAGUCUUUGGGAUGUGCUGUUUCAUUUGUAAUAAAGCAUGUAAAUGCCAAUCCCACAGGGGAUUUUAAGAUGCAAUAAAAUGCAGCACUGCCCCAGUUCUAACUCAGAGCUUCCUGCCUUACAUACAUACUGGCAUGGCAAAGAGGACUUUGUCAUUGCCGCUACUGCUGCUGCUGGUGCACAGCAUCUGUUUAACAGAUUCAGAACAAGUCUGCAGACUGCUUGGACAGCCUGACUUGCCUUUACUUUCUGCAGAAAGAGAUAUCAACAUUGGAGCGAUUUUCUCAAUCCACAGAAGUGCUCUGCUAAAGAUGCAUCCUUUUACUUCAAAACCAGAGCAAACAACGUGUGUCAGGUUGAACUUGCGUGAAUUUAAAUUUGCUCAGACAUUUAUUUUUGCCAUUGAGGAGAUCAAUAACAGUACACAACUGCUGCCUGGUGUUUCUUUGGGCUAUAAGAUAUAUGAUGGUUGUAACUCUAUAGUUCAGACUAUCCUUGCAGGCAUGGCUUUGAUGAAUGGCUAUGAAGAGACUUUGAGUGAUACAUCCUGCUCUAGCUCACCAACUGUUCAGGCCAUUGUCGGAGAGUCAACAUCCUCUCCCACUAUAGCCUUGGCUUCUGUAGUUGGUCCAUUCAGCUUACCUGUUAUCAGUCAUUUUGCCACAUGUGCAUGCCUAAGUAACAGAAAAAGAUAUCCAUCCUUCUUCAGAACAAUACCCAGUGAUUAUUACCAAAGCAGUGCACUGGUUCAGCUUGUCAAGUAUUUUGGUUGGACCUGGGUUGGAACGGUCAGGAGUCGCAGUGACUAUGGUAAUAAUGGCAUGGCAGCAUUUGAGGAGGCUGCAAACAAAGAGGGGAUUUGUAUCGAGUACUCAGAGGCCAUAUUAAGGACUGAUCCACAAGAGCAGUUUCUGAAAACAAUGGAAGUGAUAAAACAGGGCACAGCCAGGGUAGUGGUGGCUUUUGUCUCAUUCGGAGAUUUUAUCCCCCUUGUGAAAGUGAUUGCAGAACACAACAUCACAGGGCUGCAAUGGGUUGGCAGUGAGUCUUGGAUAACAUCUCGAAAUCUUGCAGAAACAAAGGAAUACAGUUUCCUUUCUGGAGCUGUGGGCUUUGCUGUAGUGAAUGCCAAACUUGUGGGCCUGCGAGAGUUCCUAGUGAAUGUGCAUCCUGAUCAAGAACCAAACAAUGAGCUUUUAAAGGAAUUUUGGGAAACAGCUUUUCAGUGCUCUUUCAGGACCAGCGGCAGUGGUAGCUGCACUGGCUCAGAGAAACUGGCAGAGCUGAAAAAUGAAUAUACUGACAUAUCAGAGCUACGAAUAGAACAUAAGACAUACACUGCAGUGUAUGCUGUUGCACACACACUUCAUAAUAUUUUAAAAGACUUCAAAUUAUCCAUCAACAGCAGCAAAGAAGAGCUGCCCAAACCACAAAAGGUGUUACAGUAUAUGAAAGAUGUAAGGUUCACUAUAAAAACAGGAGAAAAUAUCUUAUUUGAUGCAAGUGGUGACCCAGUGGCAAGAUAUGACCUGGUGAACUGGCAGCCUGUUGAGGAUGGAAUUAUGCAGUUUAAGCAUGUGGGUGUCUAUGACAGCUCAAUGCCUUCAGGGCAACGUCUUCAAAUCAAUCUGGAACACAUACUAUGGGCAGGGAACACUGGAAAGUUGCCUGUGUCCAUGUGCAGUGAGAGCUGCUACCCUGGAACUAGGAAGGCUGUGCAAAAAGGACGACCUGUCUGCUGUUAUGAUUGCAUUCCAUGUGCAGAGGGAGAAAUCAGUAAUGGAACAGAUUCUAGUGACUGCUUUCCUUGUGAUUUGGAGUACUGGUCGAAUGAAAGCAAAGACCGAUGUGUAUUAAAAGUGGUUGAAUUCCUUUCCUAUACAGAAAUCAUGGGGAUGUUGCUUUGUAUUUUUUCCUUCAUUGGGGUGUUAUUAACGGCUUUUGUAUCUUUUCUGUUUUAUCUUCACAAAGAAACACCCAUUGUCAGAGCCAACAAUUCAGAGCUGAGCUUCCUGCUGCUCUUCUCACUAUCACUGUGUUUCCUCUGUUCAGUUACUUUCAUUGGUCGGCCCACUGAGUGGUCCUGUAUGUUGCGUCACACAGCAUUUGGGAUCACUUUUGUCCUUUGCAUCUCCUGUGUUCUGGGGAAAACAAUAGUUGUGUUAAUGGCUUUCAGAGCUACACUUCCAGGAAGUAAUGUUAUGAAAUGGUUUGGACCUGCACAACAACGACUCAGUGUUUUUUCCUUAACGUUAAUACAGGUGUUUAUAUGUGUACUUUGGUUAACAAUAUCCCCCCCUUUCCCAUAUAUGAAUUCGUCCUAUUACAGAGAAAGGAUUAUCCUAGAAUGUAACUUGGGUUCAGCUCUUGGUUUCUGGGCUGUUCUGAGUUAUACUGGCCUGCUAUCAAUCUUGUGUUUUGUUUUAGCUUUUCUUGCUCGAAAGCUCCCUGACAACUUUAAUGAAGCCAAGUUCAUCACAUUCAGUAUGCUUAUAUUCUGUGCCGUCUGGCUCACAUUUAUCCCAGCUUAUGUUAGUUCUCCUGGAAAAUUUACAGUAGCUGUGGAGAUAUUUGCCAUUUUAGUUUCAAGUUUUGGUUUACUAUUUUGCAUUUUUGCCCCAAAAUGCUAUAUCAUUUUGCUAAAACCAGAGAACAAUACAAAGAAACAAAUGAUGGGCAAAUCUUCAUCUAAAGCUCUUUGAACCCAGAAAUAAACAGGUAACAGUUUAAAGGUACAUACCAUAACAUACCAUACCUGGCUGUAGAAAAUAAAACAGAUUUUCACUACAGAAUUUAACACACGGUAACCAACAGAUAAGUAAACAUAUGUAAUUAAACGGUUAAAAGUAAUAACUGGAAAGGUUUAAUAUUACAGCCUGGACAGACAACCAAAAUGGUUAAUUUGCAUGUGAUAUCUUAAGUAACAAUAGCUACACAACAGCAACACUACUUUCAGGCCUGUCUGAACCAUUAGUUCUGCUCUCCACAGGCUGUAGCAGGCUCUGCAGUGUAGGCUGGGUCAGCACUAGACACAGUGGACUCUCAGUGACCAUCUCCAUCACAACCAUGUUCUGGACCUGCAUUAUGUGCUUCCUAAUAAAAAAAUGACAUGGACUUUUUACCUGCCAGCACUACUUUCAGGGCUGUCUGAACCAUUAGUUCUGCUCUCCACAGGCUGUGGCAGGCUCUGCAGUGUAGGCCGGGUCAGCACUAGGCAGAGUGGACUCUCAGUGACCAUCUCCAUCACAGCCAUGUUCUGGACCUGCAUUAUGUACUUCCUAAUAAAAAAUGACAUUGACUUUUUACAACUAACAACAAAUGGAAAUUACAUUUUAAUGGCCUGAAUUCUUUCUUAACUUUCUGAAUUUCUUGCAGUAAUACAGUAACAACACAGCCAUACAUCUUGCUUUUAAUGUUAAAGUUUACAUGAAUAGGUUAAGCAUUAAGCCUCAUGCAUAGGCCAUAUUAAAUGUAAAUUAAAUUAUUUUGACUAUUUAACUUCACCAACAUUUUUUUUUUUUUUUUUAAAUAAAACACUUCUGACUGAGUAUAGAUUUUUUUUACUUUUCUUUUCAUUUUAGACAAUAGGCGCUUUUCCACCAUCGGGCCGAACAGAUUCCAGUUAUAUUUCCCCUUGAGCUUAGUUCAGCACGACACGGUUACAAACUGUUCUCAGCCCAGAAUACGGAACCGUGUGGGUAAAAUAUGUGUAGUAUUGGUCACUCAGGAUUGGUCACUUGUCUGUUGCCUGGCUACCAGUUUCUCUGUAGCUGGUCAAGCACGCUAUUUGAGUGAUGUAAACACAAGUUAAUAACAAAAUUAAGAGAGAUCGCCUGAGCGAGUAUUACCUGUCUGAAAUAACAUUCAUUCUUAUAUAUAUAUCCAUUAUAAAAGUCUGUUUGAACGUCCAUUGAGGAAAGUGAUCUUUGUAUUUGUCCUUUUUACAGCCUUGUCCAAAUACCCACACUUGCGGUCUUUGCACUUGACCACUUGUCUACUCA
Molecule: messenger RNA, 4174 nt
Organism: Megalobrama amblycephala (Wuchang bream)
Lineage: Eukaryota; Metazoa; Chordata; Actinopteri; Cypriniformes; Xenocyprididae
Product: extracellular calcium-sensing receptor
Exons: 6
Coding region: 308-2875 (855 amino acids)
Biological process (GO): G protein-coupled receptor signaling pathway
Cellular component (GO): membrane
Molecular function (GO): G protein-coupled receptor activity
Source: RefSeq, a predicted model, not a curated record